AUGUUUCUCCCCAGCGUCCAUGCAGAGACCGACGAUGCCGUCCUUCUCCAAUUCAUUCGAGAAAACCCUCUGGGUAUGCUCAUCACCGGAAUCAACUCGUCCCUGGAUUUUCUGCAGUGCACCCAUGUCCCAGUGGUCCUAGAUGCCCCGGAAGAUUGCGACGACUCCGCUCCCCAGGGCCGUCUGCGGGCGCAUAUCGCCAAACAAAACCCUCAAGUCAAAGGCAUGAUCGAAUCCUUGGAAAGCAAAGAUGGUGUCAUCACCUUGGAGGACGACGUCCUAGUCGUCUUCAAUGGAAAACACGACCACUACGUCACCCCAAAAUUCUACGUCGAGACCAAGCCUGACUCUGGCAAGGUCGUCCCCACUUGGAAUUAUUCUGCCGUUCAGGUCUACGGCAAGCUUUCUCUUUACUAUGACUCCAAGACCCCGGAGGCUGGCAACUUCCUCGCCCAGCAGGUUCACGAUCUAUCACAACACACUGAAAAAUCAAUCAUGGGCUAUACCGGCGGGGAGAACCCUCAGCCAUGGAAAGUGUCCGAUGCGCCUGAGAAGUACGUGGAAUUAUUGCAAAGGAACAUCGUCGGAAUUCAGAUUCGGAUUGAUAAACUGCAAGGCAAAUUCAAGAUGAGUCAGGAGAUGCGGCCCGGUGACCGAGAUGGCGUGGUGAAGGGGUUUUCAAAGAUGGGAGGCGAAACCGGUGAAGCAAUCGCAUCUAUGGUUGAAGAGCGUGGAAUUCUACACGAAAAAAAGAAGCAGAAAGACUAG
Messenger RNA from Penicillium salamii, 768 nucleotides. NCBI's taxonomy places the organism in Eukaryota, Fungi, Ascomycota, Eurotiomycetes, Eurotiales, Aspergillaceae. The record is from the annotation of a GenBank genome assembly.